GGGAUUCGUCCCCUGAGGUUUACCUUAAUUUCAGGAACCCCCUCUGGUAUGAAAAAUUGGAGUACAACAAAAGAGGAAUUACAUAUUGACCCCAUGCAAAGCUUCAGGAAGCAGCACCACAAUAAAGACUGGAGUUUUUCUUCUUCCCCACUAUAGUUUGAUCACCUUAGGUCUCAGGUUUACCUCCAUUCUCUUCCAUCAGGCCUCUACCUUUAUGGUUUUAGGCUUUCUUCAGAUUAAUGGGCUUCUUUAAGUUUGUGAUUAUUAGUUCAUGUACCGACAUUUGGCUCAUGUCACCUCGAAGCUCACGGCUUUGGCGAGGUCAGGUCGCAUUGUUUGCGCUCGCAAGAUGUUCGACGAAAUGCGUCAGAGAGAUACCAUUGCAUGGAAUGCAAUGCUUAGUGGGUAUUCUCGACUGGGUUUUCACCAAGAAACGCUUUUGUUAUUCUCCCAGAUGAGAACUAGUAACUCCAAGCUCGAUCACUACACUUUCACCUCUGCAUUGAGCGCAAGUGCUGGCCUAGGAAAUCUUCCAUCUGGGCAAAAGCUUCACGCUUUGAUUGUUGUUUUUGGAUACACUCUAUUUUUGCCUGUGAAUAAUGCUCUCAUUGAUAUGUAUGGUAAGUGCAUGAGCAGUCCUGAUGCUAAUAGAGUUUUUGAAGAUAUGGGUUCUAAGAAUGAAGUAUCAUGGUGUUCAUUAUUGUUUGCUUAUGUAAAUACUGGCGAUUUUGAUGUUGCGAGUAGUAUUUUCUCUGCUAUGCCAAAUAGGGUGGUUGUUGCUUGGAAUACCAUGAUUGCUGGUUACGCCAAAAGUGGUGAAGUGGAAUUAUGUUUUGAUUUGUUCAAGAAGAUGUUAGACGAUUCUUCUUUGCCGGAUCAGUGGACAUUGAGUGCAGUCAUGAAUGCUUGUGCUGGAGUGAGUAAAAGUUGUUAUGGUUGUAUGGUACAUAGUUUUAUCAUUAAAAGUGGUUGGAGUUCUGCAGUGGAGGUGAGCAAUUCAAUAAUUAGUGCCUAUGUGAGGUUUGGCUUUCACAAUGAGAUUUCAAAGAUGAUCGACUGUCUUGGGGUUUUAAAUCAGGUAUCUUGGAAUGCAAUUAUUGAUGCUUAUAUGAAGGCAGGUAAUUGUCAGGAAGCAUUACAUGUUUUUCAGCAGGCACGCGAGAAGAAUGUCGUUUCUUGGACAACAAUGAUUGCUGGAUUUGCCCGAAAUGCCAAUGGGGAACACGCUUUUAGCAUAUUCGUUGACAUGUUAAGAAGCGGUCUCAAGCCAGAUGAUUUUACAUUUGGAGCUGUUUUGCAUGCUUGCUCAAGCUUAGCCGCUCUUGGACAGGGUAAAACAAUCCAUGGUUGUGUCGUUCAAUCAGGACUCUCUAGAUAUGGUUAUGUUGGCAAUAGCUUGCUGAAUAUGUAUGCUAAAUGUGGGGAUAUAGUUGAUUCAUUCAAAGUAUUUAACGAAAUUCUUGAGAGAGAUUUGACAACCUGGAAUACAAUGCUGUUUGCAUAUGGACUCUAUGGAUUGUCUACGCAAGCAUUGCAGCUCUUUGAGUCAAUGGUAGCUUCUGGAUUUGAACCAGAUAAAGUAACCUUCAUAGGUCUAUUGAUGACAUGUAGCCAUUCAGGGCUCAUAGAAACAGGCCGUUUUGUUUUUGAAUCAAUGACUGCUCUUCACGGUAUCUCCCCUGACAUUGAUCAUGUGGCUUGCAUGGUCGAUAUGUUGGGGAGGGCAGGCCAUUUAAGAGAAGCAAGAGAGUUGGCUGACCAAUACUUUGGUGUGCAGAGUGAGAAGAUCAGCUCAUGUGAUGUUCUAUUUGGAGCAUGUUCUGGUCAAGACGAUAUUGAAAUGGGAGCGGAAUUGGGGGAGCAGCUGCAGAUUCUUGAGCCACAAAAUGAGAUGGGCUAUGUGCUGCUGUCUAACAUUUAUUGUGCAAGUGGGCAGUGGAAAGAAGCUGAGAUAAUCAGGAGACGAAUGGCUCGUCAACAGGUGAAAAAGUUACCAGGUUUUAGUUGGAUAGAGGUGAAAAAUGAGAUGGCAUCAUUCGUGGCUGGAACACGAUCAAAUGCAUGCGUGAGAGAGUUGAGUUAUAUGCUGUCGAUUCUUGGAUCUGAAAUGAGAUACCCGAUAACUGUCGCCCAGUGGGACUAAAACGCUCGGAAUUGUCUCUCUUACUAAGCACAGAAAGACCAUGCAAUACAUCGAAGCUUGAUGAAAUAAAUUCAGAACUGCGCUCGAAACUGUGAGACCGGCAGACAAAAGAAACUUUUUUUUUGGUCUGAAAAUCAGACAAGUCUGCCAAACCACAAGUCAGCGGAUCCAACAAGUUUCCAUUUAUUCUGGUCAAGCCUUGCCUUUCUAAAGCGAAAAUGAAGGAUAGCAACAGCAACACAAAGAUGAAGAGAUCAGAGAACCCUGGUUGAGCUCAAAUUUCCUUUUUGCAUUUCUUCGUCUUAUGAAACUUUUGGGAGAGCUUGCUAUGGGAAAACGUACGGGGCUCAACCCAGUUGACAUCUUUUUGACGACGUUCAUGACAUCUUAUUAACGUCUGGUCAAGAAUGAAACUGGAAAACGAAUAAAGGACUGCCUCCACAUUUCAGCAUGAUUACAAUUGGCUAGCUGAGCCAUCACCAGAUCAUUAUGAUGCUGGUGGUGUGUCAAACACUUGUUUAUUUUGGUAAACCACAAGUCAAAUUCAUUCACGUUCUUGUUAAUGGGUUUAUGCAUUAUCUGGUACGCUAUUGAAUU
Messenger RNA from Coffea eugenioides, 2740 nucleotides. RefSeq names its product pentatricopeptide repeat-containing protein At2g36980, mitochondrial. The transcript has a single exon. The record is from RefSeq and is a predicted model, not a curated record. NCBI's taxonomy places the organism in Eukaryota, Viridiplantae, Streptophyta, Magnoliopsida, Gentianales, Rubiaceae. The coding region runs from base 272 to 2143 and encodes 623 amino acids. Gene Ontology annotation, biological process: RNA modification. Gene Ontology annotation, molecular function: RNA binding; protein binding.